UUUCAUUACAACUUUCAAUAAUAAAAAAAUGUCAUUACAAUUUGACAAUCAUUAAUUAAUAAAAAGACCGCAACGAAGUUAUAAGGAUGUUGUUGGGAAGUUCCCUACAUUUAUUGCCCUGCUUCCAGAAUAAAAACCAUCACAGUCUUUAACCCUUCCCACCUUCUUUACACAGAAAACAACAUUUCCCCACAUCCCCAAAAAAAAAACAGGACAUACGUUUCUCCUCUCCCAAACACUUUCCCGGCCACAAUGUCCCGCCGAUCACCCGCCGCCUUCGCCGCGGCAAUCCUGUUAGCCAUCAUCUCCGCCGUCUCGGCCCAGACGACCAUGGCUCCCGGGCCAGCUCCCUACUACAACCCGACGAUGGGCCCCGCGUCCCCGGGAAGCAGCGGCGGCGGAGGAGGUGGAGAAAUGGCGCCGGCUCCGGCGGUGGACUGCAUGACGCAGCUGUUCAACCUGUCGGACUGCCUGUCGUACGUGACCACGGGUAGCAACCUGACCAAACCGGACAAACCGUGCUGCCCGGAGCUGGCCGGUCUGGUCGACAGCAACCCGAUCUGCCUCUGCUCGCUGCUCACCCUCAACGCUUCUGAUUACGGGUUCGACAUCGACAGGAAGAGAGCCCUGGGGCUGCCUUCCGCCUGCUCCGUCGCCACUCCUCCCGUUAGUUUGUGCCCAGGAAUUGGCGGAAGUCCGACAGGUGCACCAUCCCCAAGCCAGGGAGGAGGAGGAGCCGCCGUCGACGCUCCUGCAGGAGGACCGGUGAUGGGACCUUCACCGUCGAGCAGCGAGAACGGUGGCACCGGAACCGGACCGUCGGGCCAUGGCUCGCCAACGGCCAGCCCCAGACUUUCCACACAUUUACUAUUCACCACCACAACUUUGUUCCUCCUGUUUUCCACAUCCUUCUUCCACAGCCACUGAUGGAUGACUUAUUGGCUUCCACACUAUGCAAGUGUUCACAUUGACCCAAGUGCAUUGAGUCGUCUUCUUCGCUAUUUUCCACUACCCAAACUUUUCCACGAGUUCACUUUUGGCUCCAUUACUAUUAUUGAUUUGAUUUUGUAUCAUUGUAUUGUGACCUAUAUCUUUCAUCGUACGUGGCAUAUGUUGGUUUGGUCUUGUUGCUUGUCGUUAUUGUUGUAGCUAGUAGCUAGCUCUCCACCAUCAAUAAUUUUCUAGGAAAGUUCUCAUGAUUCAGUUCUUUUUCCCAUUUGUGACUUUUCUUAAUUACCAUAACAUGAACUCUCAAAUGUAUUAUUGGUACUUUUGUUAUUGGAAUUGGACCCACACUUUAACUUUUUCUCAUUCAAGAUAGAGUACAUGUUGUAACGGAUUUAAGAAAUC
Linum tenue is the source of this 1350-nucleotide messenger RNA. The record is from the annotation of a GenBank genome assembly. NCBI's taxonomy places the organism in Eukaryota, Viridiplantae, Streptophyta, Magnoliopsida, Malpighiales, Linaceae.